Messenger RNA from Helobdella robusta, 498 nucleotides. RefSeq lists its product as hypothetical. The coding region runs from base 1 to 498 and encodes 165 amino acids. The transcript has 5 exons. The record is from RefSeq and is a predicted model, not a curated record. Gene Ontology annotation, molecular function: protein binding. Lineage: Eukaryota; Metazoa; Annelida; Clitellata; Rhynchobdellida; Glossiphoniidae.
AUGGCUGGAUUGAGGGCUCCUAAGGCUGGCGAUGCGUUCAGACUUGAAGUCAAAUAUGAAGAAAAAUAUGACGAACAAGACAAGUUAGGAACUCCAGAAAAAUUGAUUGAGUGGAUACACCAGGUUCUUGGAGCUGAUGCACCAGCCGCCCCUGGUCACUCGUGGCAGGACAUCAGUAACUAUUUGAAGGAUGGCGUUAUUCUCUGCAAACUUAUCAACAAAUUAUCAGCAGCAGCUGGCAAAGGCAAGGCAGAUUUCAACGCGAAAGGUGCUGGAAAGAGUUUUGUGGCCAUGAACAACAUUGAAAAUUUCAACAAAGCCGCAAGGGAGUACGGGGUUCCUGAAAACGCCCUCUUCCAAACACCUGACCUAUACGAGGGCAGGAAAGGACCCCUUCUGAAUGUUAUAAACUGUCUUAAUCAGCUUGGAUUUGUGGCCAACGCAAAAGGUUACUCCGUGAAAUACCAUGGGCCAGCCCCUCCCAAAUUCGAUUCAUAA